Ambispora leptoticha is the source of this 471-nucleotide messenger RNA. The record is from the annotation of a GenBank genome assembly. Lineage: Eukaryota; Fungi; Glomeromycota; Glomeromycetes; Archaeosporales; Ambisporaceae.
AUGUAUGGAAAUUCUUUUAAUAAUGCUGGUACACCAAGUCAACAACAAUACCACCAAUACCAACACCAACUUGCAAUCACCACAAAAUUUACAGACUUUCGUUUAAAGUCUUCGACAAUAUCCAAAAAGCCUAAGGUGAACCUGAUACGAUUUUCAAAACCAGUAGACUUGAAUAAACUUUACCCCCCCCCAACAAAAUUAUGUCAUUGGGAUCUUAAUGUACUACAUUCGCCGCAAGCUACAGCAGCUUUGCCGACAAUAAUAAUGCAAGUUCGAGCAGCGGUGGUGCUGCUAGUAAUAAAAGUCAAGGGAAGAGUAGUUCAGCCACUAGAGCCGAUAUAUCUAAAAUCGCUCCUUAUGGAGGUACUAAGCGAAAUAAGCAAAUAUUGUUCAAGAAACGCACUAAGCAGAUCUUUUUGGAGCCAAAGGAGAGCAGGAGGAAGACAAGCUAUGAAUUUUGAGCUUGGAUAG